UUUCGAGUGUGGGAGAACGAUGUGCUCAUUACCGCCAAAACCUCAAGUUUCAGGCACCAGUUCAAAUAAACUCCCGCGUCCUUUGCCCCUCCCUUUUUAAUGCAGCGCCAAUUUCUCUCUCUCUCUCUCUCUCUCAUUACAUCUGAUCUGAUCUGAGUGUAACAGCAAUGGCGGGGAAGCAAUCCAAAGCCAGAAAGCCGGAGGUGUUCGGGAAGGGCAAGGUCACCCCUACUCAGAUCGCUUUCAUCGUCGACCGAUACCUCUGCGACAACAACUUCUCUUCCACUCGAUCCACCUUCAGAAACGAAGCCUCUUCCCUCAUCUCCCAUUCACCCAUUCAUGAGGCACCAAAGACUUUGUUGACAUUGGGGGAGAUGCUGGAUGAGUAUAUCUGCUUGAAGGAGCAGAAAGUGAUGUUGGAUCAGGAACGGGCUGUUGUAGAACAAGAGAAGAACCGGGUUCAGAUGCUGUUGCAAGGCAUGCAUAAUGUAAUGACUGCUUACAAUGCUAGUGGAAAUCUCCCUGCACCAGCACCUGCUGUAAAAUCUGCAGUUGUAGCAGUUCCUAAACCAACACUUGGUUACAAAUCUCAACCAGGCAAUCCUACUUCUGUGCAAAAUAAAUCAAAUGCACCGCCAUUGCCUCAAUCUAGCAAUUCAAACGCUGAGGGUGGAAACUUCUCAACACCAACACUGAAUGUAUCUGACAGAAAGAGAAAGGAAACUAAAGCUGUGGAUGUUCCUUCAGCUGCUAAAAAACCUCGUGGUAGAUCAUCCAGUAGGAAAAUUGUCAGCCAUGGUCAAAAUGCUCCGCAACAAUCUGAUAAAGCUGUCAAUAAUACAAUGGUAGCUCAGCCUUCUGCCAUUCAAUCUUCAUCAGAGAACUGCAUACCCAGGGAGUCACAGGUUCAGGGAUCCAAUGUUGCUAAAUGUUUAUUCAACCAGUCUACAACUUCUGUUCCAAGUAAUUCACCGGUUCCGAAGACACCUCCUAGAACAAAAUCUUCUCACAGUGACACACAUAUAUCCCCUGCUGAGAUUUCUUCGGUUGCAACUUGCAACCGUGCAGUUACACCCAGUCGUUGCACUGUAAUUUCAACCAAGAGAGUUAUGGUCAGCCCCGCAAAACAGAUGGCUUACAUAGAGAUGAGUCGUUGUAUUUCUCCUGUCAAGACAAAUUCAAGUAAGAGGGAUCAUGUUAGGAGCAGGUUGAACUUUGAUGCUGCCGAUGUGCCUGGGAGUUUGGACAAUCCAUUGCCCAAUGAGAUUUCUACAUCUGAGUCUGAAAAGGAAUUGGACAUAUUUGACAUUGAUUUUCCUAACUUUGAUGCCUUAGGGAUGGACUUCUCCUUCACAGAAAUGUUAAAUGAUCUAGACUUUUCUUGUGAAGGCAUAGAUUUUUCUUGCCAUCCAACAUCAAGUCCUUCAAUGGACAAUGCUUCAGGCUCGUCUCAUGAAUGCAAUGGUGAUCAUGCUACACCUGAAUUAUCAACUGUGGCAGAAGUUAUAUGUGAGAAAGAUAUGAAAGUACUAGGCCCUGAAUGUAUGACUGCGAUGAAAUUUGUCACAAAGAGCAUAACUGUUAUAAGCCCUGAGAAAAACCGCCAGCAGUUUGUGGAUCAGGAAAAUUGUACAUAAAAGACAAUUUGAAGAAUGACUCAGCCUGACUUAUUAACGCGAGCUCACUGCAGAUGCUUAUAUCUAUUGUUCCAAAGAAUUGCUCUCUGCUGUUGCACUAAAUUUAGAAUGAUAACCUGCUAUUCAUUUAUACCUUACAAGCUUCGCUUAUUUGGUCAAGCUUAAAAAAUGAUUGUAGAUAGCUUCCUCCCUUGUUUUGGUUUAUUAUAAGGAUUCAUCUUAGUUGGGUUACAUUUUGAUGGCAGUCAUGGUUAACAGCCUUGUAAUGAAGUCUAAGUCAUUUAAGCAAUUUCUGGAUCUAUGUCAUGACAGUUAAACUUUCAAUGGAAGAGGCAACGGGAAGACUAGACAUACUGGGAUUUUAAUUUUUCAAGAAUCUUAAAUGGAUACCACGAUUAUUUUA
This is a messenger RNA of Glycine soja, 2040 nucleotides long. RefSeq lists its product as uncharacterized. NCBI's taxonomy places the organism in Eukaryota, Viridiplantae, Streptophyta, Magnoliopsida, Fabales, Fabaceae. The record is from RefSeq and is a predicted model, not a curated record. The transcript has 7 exons. The coding region runs from base 168 to 1637 and encodes 489 amino acids.